CUCCACUACCGGGUACUGACCAAAGAGCGGAGCUCCGCUCUAUGAUCUUUGGUGCCGACCGAGGCCCCAGUCGUGGGUUCCGUCGGCCGGCGAAGCUCCACCUCCGGAAGACGUAUGCACAUACACAUGUAUAGUCACAGGUAGACAAAAAGCUGGAGAAACUCAGCGGGUGACGUUUCGGGUCGAGACCCUUCUUCCGAUGUAUUCACAUGUUACUUGUCCCAUGCUUUGAUUUCUUCUUGUGAAAAUAACUUUAUUCCUACUGCUUGAUGUAUUGGAUUCUGAUCCAGGGCUCAUCAAAGAAGAUUUCACCACCUUUGAUCACCUGCUCUCACGGGACAUUCAGCCAUAUUUAGUUUAAUAAUUCUCCUGGGCUGUUUUGACAUGUUGUAGAAACGUGUGGCUGAUAAUCAUUGAUUUUACAUUGGACUGCCUCUGUUCUGUUAAUGAUUGAUAUAAUUCGCUUGGACACAUGAGCAAUGAAUCCAUGAGAGCCUGGAAGCAUUUUUUUCCAAAAUGGAAGUGGGCUCGCAGCUGUCAGUGGUGAGAAGCACGAAAGUUGUACUGGAUUCAGGCAUCUGCCCAGCUGAUAUCAUUAUAAAAGGGGACAAGAUUGUGGGUAUUCACACUGAGUUAACCACAGCUCCUCAUCUGUUCAAUCAACAGAUGCUAGAUGUUGGUGACCUUAUGGUGAUGCCUGGUGUGGUGGACAGUCACGUACAUGUCAACGAACCUGGACGCACUGACUGGGAAGGUUAUUGGACAGCGACGAGGGCAGCAGCAGCCGGAGGAAUAACAACACUUAUUGACAUGCCACUGAACAGCAAUCCGCCAACUACAACACUAGAAAACUUCCACACUAAACUCAACGCUGCCAGAGACAAGUGUUUUGUUGAUACUGGAUUCUGGGGAGGUGUCAUCCCAGGCAAUCAGUCUGCACUGCGCCCCAUGAUUGAGGCCGGAGUUCCAGGAUUCAAGUGUUUCCUCAUUCACAGUGGAGUGGAUGAAUUUCCUCAUGUUACUGAAGCAGAUCUGAGAAUGUCACUUGCUGAACUACACGGUACAGGCCGAGUAUUACUGUUCCACGCAGAAAUUGAGCUGACACAUGUGAACCCUCCAUUAAACAACCCCUGUGCAUAUGCAACCUUCCUCGCAACAAGACCUGAUGAGAUGGAAGUGGAAGCCAUUCGAUUGGUCAUUAAACUUUGUCUGCAGUACAGGGUUCGCUGCCAUAUUGUUCAUCUUUCCACUGCAGAAGCUUUACCCCUGAUAGACGAAGCUCGCAAAGCAGGAGCUUUGCUGACUGUCGAGACUACACCACAUUAUCUCUCACUGGCUGCUGAAGACAUACCAAACGGUGCCACGCAGUACAAGUGCUGUCCUCCAAUUCGGACAAAAAGCAAUCAAGAAAAACUAUGGUCUGCAUUGAAAGCUGGAAAGAUCGAUAUGGUGGUGUCUGAUCAUUCUCCAUGCACUGCAGAGCUCAAACUGCUAAAAUCUGGAAACUUCCUCAUGGCAUGGGGAGGGAUUUCUUCUCUGCAAUUUGGACUUCCACUGUUCUGGACCUCUGCACGGCAGCACGGAUUCACCGUACUGGACAUAGUAAACCUGAUGUGUAGAAACACAGCCAGAUUAUGUGGCAUGGAGAACAGGAAGGGUUCACUUGUCGUUGGUAAGGAUGCUGACAUUGUAAUAUGGGAUCCUGACAGGGAGUUUGAGGUGACAGAGACUUUAAUUCACCACAAAAACAAAAUGACCCCCUAUCUUGGACGCAAACUGCAUGGAGACGUUUUUGCUACAAUUGUCCGUGGGAAGAUAGUCUACAUGCAAGGAAAGUUUCCCAGCAAAGCUUUUGGAGAAUUCAUCCUGACCAAUACUACUCAAUGAAAUGGAUGAAAAUUCAAUGAAAUUCCAUUUGUUAGGUCACUUGCUCCAAAGACGCAUCUAAAAAUGUUUGUUGCUGAUAUUAAUGGGCAUGUUGACAGGAUCCCCAAAAGAUUUUACACCUUUACAUUCAAUGCAAAUUACAUGGAAAAUAGUAAAAGUGUGGCAUGUGAAGUCCUACUGGCCCUCUGCACCAGUCUUUAGUGACUUUACUUUAGUUAUAGUGCAGAAACAGUUCCUUCAGCCCAGAGUCCACGCUGACCAAGGAUUAGCCCAAUACAUUAGGAUUAUCCUACACACCAGGGGCAGUUUACAUUUUUUUUUUAACUGAAUCCUAUUAAUUAUCAAACCUGUAUGUCUUUGGAAUGUGGGAGAAAACUGGAGUACCCGGAGAAAACCCACAUGGUCACAGGGAGAACAUACAAACGCCGUACAGACAGCACCUGUAGUCAUGAUCGAAUUUGGGUCUCUGGCUCUGUAAGGCACAAACUCUAUUACUGCACCACUGUCCGCCCUAGUCAUAAAACUAUCACAUCCAAUGCACCAAAAUAUGUUCACUGUUACCCCACAUCACUUCACAAAAGAGAAUACAGAUGAAAAAAGACAGGACAGUGAUUUUAAGAUGAGGGCAGCCAUCACCUUGAAAAUUGAUCUAGACAAUUGAAAUUAACCCAGCAGAACACUCUGGUCUUGAUUACUGUACAGAAUAAAUUUCUUUCCAGCCAAUAAUCA
Molecule: messenger RNA, 2616 nt
Organism: Amblyraja radiata (thorny skate)
Lineage: Eukaryota; Metazoa; Chordata; Chondrichthyes; Rajiformes; Rajidae
Product: allantoinase, mitochondrial
Exons: 11
Coding region: 517-1887 (456 amino acids)
Biological process (GO): allantoin catabolic process; purine nucleobase catabolic process
Cellular component (GO): cytoplasm
Molecular function (GO): cobalt ion binding; zinc ion binding; allantoinase activity
Source: RefSeq, a predicted model, not a curated record